AUGUGUCCAAUCUGGAGGCUCCUGGUCCACCUCAGCUUGCUUUCGGUGCCCUCAGCACCGCACAAGCAGCCUUGGCGUGGCCUGGCCGAGGCCCACAUGGACAGACCAGCUCUGGCGAGAAUUAUUGCCCAGGGCCUCAUGAAGCACAACGCAGAGGGUCGAAUCCAGAACCUCCGCCUCAUGGACAGUCUGAAUGCCUCGGGGCAGAUGGCCCCAGGGAUGGUGGGCCGGCUAAUAAAUGGCAUGAACCUCCAGCAACAGCAAGAAAGCAGUGCCAACAUCACCAACAUUCAGCUAGACUACAGUGGGAUCCGGAUGUCUUUCCAUAAGGAGUGGUUCUCAGCGAACAUCUUACUUGAAUUUGACAUUGACUUGAGACUGUCCUUCAAUAACAAGAUUAUAAAGACACACGCAAGCAUGAACUUGGUUGUGGAGUUCUGGCUGGAGAAAGACGAGUUCGGCCGGAGGCAUCUGGUGAUAGGCAACUGCUCUGUAGAGCCGAGCAGCAUCCACACGACAGUCCUAACAGAAGAUAUCUCACCAAAGAUGAAACAUUUUCUCCGCAACUUCAGGGAGAAAGUGGCAAAAGUUAUCCCGCACCUGGUGGAAAGUCAGGUGUGUCCUCUGAUCAGUGAAAUCCUCAGACAGCUGGAUGUGAAACUGUUGAAGAGCCUCAUGGAACAGGCUGCUGCUCACAAAUUCAACCAACUAUGA
Neogale vison (American mink) is the source of this 714-nucleotide messenger RNA. It is a transcript of the gene BPIFA3, whose product is annotated as BPI fold containing family A member 3. The transcript is spliced from 7 exons. NCBI's taxonomy places the organism in Eukaryota, Metazoa, Chordata, Mammalia, Carnivora, Mustelidae. The coding region runs from base 1 to 714 and encodes 237 amino acids. The record is from RefSeq and is a predicted model, not a curated record. Gene Ontology annotation, molecular function: lipid binding.